Messenger RNA from Aspergillus steynii IBT 23096, 1167 nucleotides. Its product is annotated as SGNH/GDSL hydrolase family protein. The record is from RefSeq and is a predicted model, not a curated record. Bases 1 to 1167 code for a protein of 388 amino acids. Lineage: Eukaryota; Fungi; Ascomycota; Eurotiomycetes; Eurotiales; Aspergillaceae. The transcript is spliced from 4 exons.
AUGCCGCAAUUGACCGAACCAAAUAACCUCCCUCCGGAACCAUUCAACUCAACAUACAAAUUCCAAAACACUACCCUCCGCCAGACAAUCCGCGUAAACUACCCAGCUACGCAGAUCCGUCUCCGAAUAUCCAACGCCUUUGGAAAUGAAGCUCUGCCCAUUUCAAAAGUAGCCAUCAGUCGAACCAAGAACAACACUCUCGGAAUUCAAGAGAUUCUACCCGAUACGACAAAAGAUAUCCUGUUCAGUGGAAAUCCCGACAUCAUUAUUCCCAACGGUGCCUUGGCAGUAUCCGAUCCGAUUAACCUUCCUCUGAAAAAAGCACAGGAAACUCUCACGAUUGAUAUUUAUCUUGAGAACGGACAGAGUGGCGGCAUCACAGCUCAUCCGUCAAGUCGGACUACAUCUUGGCUGGCGCUGGGGGAUUGGGUUGGAGAGCCGAAUCUAGGGUCGGAUGCAACGAGCGUCGAUCAUUGGUACUUUAUUAGUAGCAUCGAAGCCCUUCUCCCGAACACAGUGCAUAGCUGCGUGAUAAUCGGCGACAGCAUCACAGACGGCCGAGGAAGCGAGACCAACAAAAACAAUCGAUGGCCUGACCUCCUCAUCCCCCGCCUACAAAAUAACCCCUCCACAUCCUCCCUCGCCAUCCUCAACCAAGCCGUUGGCGGCAACAAGCUUCUAUCCGACAACGUAGGCCCGAACGUCCUCAGCCGAAUUGGCCGGGAUAUUCUCGCCCAGCCGCACGUCAGAUACGUGAUCAUUUUUUCCGGCGUCAAUGACAUCGGCUCUGCAGGCACGGACGACGCAUCCCAGACGGAUAUUGAGAAGCGGCUGCUCGUCGCAUAUGAGCAGUUUGUGACGCGCGUGCAUACUACAGGGAUCCCUGUGUUUGGGGCAACUAUCACGCCGUUUAUGGCGCCAGAGGGGGUCGAUUCUUUGUAUUCGGAUCCGAGGAGGGAGGAGACGAGGAAGAGGGUGAAUAGGUGGAUUCGGACGAGCGGGGUGUUUGAUGAGGUGUUGGACUUUGAUAAGGUUCUGAGAGAUCCGGACAAUGAGGCGCAGUUGAAGGAGGAGUUUAAUUCGGGGGAUUAUUUGCAUCCAAAUGUUGCUGGGUAUCAGAGGCUGGCGGAUGCGUUUCCCUUGGGGGUGUUUGGUAGGAACUUUUGA